AGAGUAAACGACUACAGCGCCGUAUGGUGGUCGGUGGUGGUGUUUUGACUCUUCAAGUCUUCAGGUUCUUUCGUUCGUCGAACGCACGUGAACAUGGUUCUGCCGGCGAAGAAAUCCAAAGGUCCGAUCAGGAAGCAGGUCCUUCGGGGGAAGGGACAGAAGAAGAAAGUGUCCCUGAAGUUCACGAUCGACUGCACGCAUCCCGUGGAGGAUAAUAUCAUGGAUGUUGCCAAUUUUGAAAAAUAUUUAAACGAGAAAAUCAAAGUUGGUGGGAAAAUUAAUAACUUUGGCAACACGGUUGUUCUGGAACGUAAUAAGAUGAAGCUCACCAUCAACAGUGACAUAGAUUUCUCCAAGCGGUAUCUCAAGUAUUUGACGAAGAAGUACUUGAAGAAGAACAAGUUGCGCGAUUGGUUGCGAGUAGUGUCGAAGGACAAGGAAACGUAUGAAUUACGAUACUUCCAGAUUAACAGCCAGGAAGACGAAGACGAAGAAGAUGCAGAAUAAUUCUCUUUACUUUUCUAUUACAGAUGCGUCUUCUGUAUAUAUUUCUUUUAAUAAAGAAUAAAACCCGCGAUA
Molecule: messenger RNA, 579 nt
Organism: Temnothorax curvispinosus
Lineage: Eukaryota; Metazoa; Arthropoda; Insecta; Hymenoptera; Formicidae
Product: 60S ribosomal protein L22-like
Exons: 4
Coding region: 94-507 (137 amino acids)
Biological process (GO): cytoplasmic translation
Cellular component (GO): ribosome
Molecular function (GO): structural constituent of ribosome; RNA binding
Source: RefSeq, a predicted model, not a curated record